This is a messenger RNA of Prorocentrum cordatum, 1047 nucleotides long. Lineage: Eukaryota; Dinophyceae; Prorocentrales; Prorocentraceae. The record is from the annotation of a GenBank genome assembly.
AGGGCCACUGGGCGGCGACAGCAACCUCGCAGGAUAUGGCUUCGCGGGCUUGCCCGGUGGCUACCCUGGCAGCAACAACCGAAUGGUCGGCGACGGCGGGAUGGGCGGCUACACGGGAGGCGGCGGCUACAAUGGGAGCUCCGCCGGCGGCGUGGGGCCUCUAGGCGGCGCUCUAUACGAUGGCUACCUCGGACAGGCCACUGGCCCGCAGGGCCGACCCUGCGGCGGCGGUGGCUGCGGGCAGGGCCGCGCCCCGCCCGUGCCGGGCGGCUUUGGCAGGAGCCAGGGCGGCCGAGAGGAGAGAGGCUUCCAGCCCGACGGCCGCCCUGGGGGCCGCGGCGGCGGCGGCGGCGGCCGUGGCGGCCGCGGCGGCCGCGGCGGUGGAGCGGAGGGCGGCGGCAGAGGCGGCAGGGGCGACGGCAUGGGCGGUGGCAUGGGUGGCGGCAUGGGCGGCAGGGGAUGGUCCGGCGCAGGCCGAGGAGGCGACGCCAGAGGUGCCUUCGGCAGGGGCGACUCUGGGGGCUUCGGUAGAGGCGGGGGCCGCGGCGGUCGGGUUGACGGCUCCUACGGCCGCGGCGACGGCUUCGGCCCCGGCCGGGGCCGGGGCGCCGCCGGCGCGUACGGUGCAGGUGGAGGCCGAGGCAUGAGCAAGGGCGACGGGUCCACCAGACCCAACAACCUGCCCAUGGACUGGAAACCCAACCACGGGGGUAAAGGCGAGCCGCGCAGUUGUGGCUGGGGCGGCGGCUCCCAGAACACCAAGGGUUCCCAAGGUGGCAAGGGGUACUUCAAGGGGGUCAACUACGGAUUCCCGAAGGGCGGCUUCUUUGGCGGCUUCGAUUGGUGCAAGGGUGGUAAGGACCCAGCUACAAUGACCCGAUGGGUUGAUCCAGAUCUCAAGGUCUGGAUUGGCAACCUGACAGACGACAUAACAUGGAAGGAGCUGCAGGCCCACAUGAACGCGGCCAGCAAGACCAAGUGGGUCGAGGUGUUCACGGGCAAGGGCAAGGGCACCGGGGCGGCCGUGUACGGUACUGCCGACGAGGC